Molecule: messenger RNA, 2043 nt
Organism: Lasiodiplodia theobromae
Lineage: Eukaryota; Fungi; Ascomycota; Dothideomycetes; Botryosphaeriales; Botryosphaeriaceae
Product: Arf GTPAse activating protein
Exons: 4
Coding region: 1-2043 (680 amino acids)
Biological process (GO): intra-Golgi vesicle-mediated transport; endoplasmic reticulum to Golgi vesicle-mediated transport; endocytosis
Cellular component (GO): Golgi apparatus
Molecular function (GO): protein binding; GTPase activator activity
Source: RefSeq, a predicted model, not a curated record
AUGGCUUCAGCCCUGAACAAGCGCCAGCAGGCGCGCAACGAGCGCGCCCUCCAAGACCUGAUCAAGUCCGUCGCCGGCAAUGACAGGUGUGCCGACUGCGGAGCUCGGAACCCAGGAUGGGCAAGCUGGAGCUUGGGCAUCUUUCUCUGCAUGCGCUGCGCAACGCUGCAUCGCAAGCUCGGGACGCACAUUUCCAAAGUCAAGUCGUUGAGCAUGGACAGUUGGAGCAAUGAUCAGGUCGAUGUGUGUCGCUCUCUUCCCCAUCCGCCCGUGACAGAUAAUAAUCCUCGACAGAACAUGAAGCGCGUGGGAAAUGUGGCCUCCAACCGGAUAUACAACCCGAACAACGUGAAGCCGAACAUACCAAUUGACGUGGACGAGGUUGAGGGUGCGUUGGAGCGUUUCAUUCGACAAAAGUACGAACACAAGGCUUUCUCAGGAGAAUCACGCCCCGGGACCAGGCACAACACGGGCAGCACAAGCUCUGCCGAGGACCGGCCCCCGCCACUGCCUCCAAAGCCGGGUAAACGCUUUGGAUUCGGACUUCGAGCCUCUUCCGCUACUUUCCCGGCACCGAAGCCCGACUCGACCAGUCCUCCGUCAUCGCCGAGCGUGGGCGUCGGCCUCAGCGGGUUCGGGGACUCUUCGCCACCGAGAGUGAACAAGGCGUCGAGAGUAUUCGGGCACAAUGUGCGAAGUGCGUCUGCCGACAGCUUUGAGACGAAGCUCCAGACAUUGAAAGACAUGGGCUUUCCGGACGAGAAACGCAACGUGACGGUGCUCAAAGGGCUCAACGGGAACUUGGAGAAGUCUGUGGAGACUUUGAUAAGGUUGGGCGAAGGCGGCAGGAGCAUUUCCAGAGCACAUACGCCUGUAUCUGCUCACAGCGAAAAUGCCAACGGACUCUCCACGGGCCGGACCAGGCCUUCCGCGCCGCCUCCAACGGCCCCAGCUGGGAUCCAGUCAACAAACCCUUUCGACCGGCUGGACGCUCCUCAGCCAAUGAUCCAGCAGCAGUUCCAAGCUUUGCAGGCCCAGCCGACCGGCGCGUCGUUCAAUCCCUUUCUUCCCUCAUCCCAGCCGCCGCAAGCUCCUGCAACGGCACACCCGGCUUUGGAUCAGUCCUUCCAGAAUCUCCAGCUUUCUCAGCCACAGCAGCCGCAACAGCUCUUUCCUAACCACACUGGAGGCCACGGUACACAAAGUCAACAGCAGCAGGGAUACAAUCCGUUCUUGCAUACCUUCACCCCUCCGCCGGUGCCACAAAUACCGCCACAGUUUACCGGUACCCAACAGGGUCAGCCAUCUUAUGGCCAGCAAGGAGGAUUCCACUCUACCCAAGGAGGCAAUCCGUUCUUGAAAACUUCUCGUUCCCAGAUUUUUACCAGCAGUAACCCCUUUAAUUCUCAGGUACCAUCACUCCCGGCCUUCUCUCAGCCGCAGCAGCAGCAGCAGCAGCAGCAGCAGCAACAGCAACAACAACCACAAUGGCAGGCUAUCUCCAACGCGCAGGGGCAAUUCUACCCACAGCCAUCGCAACAAACGGCGCAGUUUGGUUUUGGACAACAGCAGCAGGGCGCUAGCACGGGGUACCAGCAGCCGCAAGACCAAUUCCAAGCCCAGAGCGGAUACCCGCAAUUCCAACAACAGCCGAAUCACUUCACCAAUCCCUAUCAACCGCAGCCGCAGUUUCCCAUCCGCCAGGAUAAAAAUUCGAUAUUAGCUCUGUAUAACCAACCCCAGCUGGCUCCUGCGCCCCCUUCUGGCACCACGGCACCCGGGGCUGCUGAAAGCAUGCCGGUCAACGGGCAAAGCGCGGCCUUGCCCGCCGCGUCGAACUCCGCCGGAGACAUGGCUGGGUCAACGGGUAGCGCGAAUCCAUUCUCAACCGCCCCUGGUCAGCCGGCUGUAGGCGCCAAUGGAGGAGGAGGAGGAGCGCGUCACGUCAGUCAAGAAAGUGUCGAUUUCUCCGGUAUGAUGGGUGGGAGGCAAAGCCCGGACGCAUUCGCAGGGUUGAGCGCACGAUUCGGCCGGCUGAACUAA